GAAGAUAGAGAGAGAGCUAGAGAGCCGGCCAGUCUUUGUCUUCAAAAUGUCUCUUUGUUUGUUUCACAUAAUUAAUCUUGGACUCAUGGUUGCUGCCAUUAAUCUCUUUCUCUUUCACUUGUAUCCAGCUUUUGAAACUCUUUGAAACAGACAAGAAAAAGCAAACAAUAUCAUUUAAAUCCCACUACUGUUCGAUUCUUGUUUCACCUCAUUCCUCAACUUCUUUUUUCUUUUUAGUUUUCUCCCUAUAAAGCCAUGGAUAUGUGGGAUAAACUUCCAAGAGAAGGUCGGUAUAGAAACAGGAGAGAAAACCCAUCUUUCUCCUCAACUCUUCUUGACGCUAUCUACCGUUCAAUUGAUGAAUCCAACGGUAGUCAAGGAGAGGAAGAGCUGAUUUUUUACCGAGAGAAUACCAUGAGGAAGAAGCACAGCAAUAACAGUUCAUUGACAGAAGAAGAAAUGACAAGCCUUCAACGUGCUCGCGUGAUCGAGAAAUGGAUGGAAAAGAAAAUUAGCUGUGAUAAUAAUGUUGUCAUUAGACGAAAAUCCAUGGCGGAUUCUGAAAGAAACUCUCGAAAUGACUUUGAUGCCAUGUUGCUGUACUCGAGCUCCAGCUCUUCUGAUUCUAGCAGCGGUGGUGGGGUUUCAUCCUCAGAGUCAGAUUCCUUUUAUACUUCAAAAUCAAGGUCAUCAUCUUCAUCAUUAAGUCAUUACACUACUCAUAGGCCUAAGCCUAUAAGGACGAGCGUCUCAGCUCCGUCUGAGAGAUAUGAAAGGCCUCAACAUGAAGUUGAAAACAGUUCCCAUACUGCCACACAAAAGCCAAAGCAUGAAGGUGGUUUUGUAAGAACAAAAUCCAAGGCCUUGAAGAUUUACAGUGACCUCAAAAAGAUUAAGCAGCCGAUAUCUCCAGGUGGACGGCUUGCAAGCUUCCUUAACUCGAUUUUCAAUGCAGGGAAUGCAAAGAAGGUAAAGAUUUCAUCGUCAGGGUAUGAGGAAAGAAAGUUAAAGUCUGAGCAAGCUACAUCAACAUGUUCUUCAGCUUCAUCGUUUUCAAGAUCCUGUUUGACCAAGACUCCAUCUUCAAGUGGGAAGUUAAGCAGUAAUGGGACGAAAAGGUCAGUCAGGUUUUGUCCUGUUAGCGUUAUUCUUGAUGAGGAUUCCAGGCCAUGUGGUCAUAAAGACAUCCUCUACGAAAAUGAUCAUCAAACGUCCAAAGAGCUUGAGCACUUCCGCAUCAUGAAAGAAAAUCGUCGAGUUGUGGAAGUCGCAAAGGAUCUUUUAAAGAGUUACCAGAAGAAGAAGGAAGAGUAUGAUACGGGAGAUAUCUGCGAUGGCAAUGAAGAGUCUAGUGUUGAUGAAGACAAUAACGAAGAGGAAGACGCAGCUAGUUAUGCAAGCUCCGACCUCUUUGAAUUAGAUAAUUUUUCAGCUAUUGGUAUUGAAAGGUAUCGAGAAGAAUUGCCUGUGUAUGAAACAACCCAUCUCGAUACCAAUCGAGCCAUUGCUAACGGUUUGCUUGUGUAAUUCACAAAGUGCCAAAAAAAGAAAAAAACUAUUAGUCAAAUGGUUUGGGGGUUUACAUCAAAAAAUAAUAUUAAUUUCUCUUUUGG
Molecule: messenger RNA, 1613 nt
Organism: Durio zibethinus
Lineage: Eukaryota; Viridiplantae; Streptophyta; Magnoliopsida; Malvales; Malvaceae
Product: protein BIG GRAIN 1-like B
Biological process (GO): auxin-activated signaling pathway
Source: RefSeq, a predicted model, not a curated record